AGGACUACUUUAUGAACCAAUGUGAACACCUCAGUAGCCCUUACAGUAUGUGUUCAACAAUUCAUGUCACAUUUGACUGUUCCAGUAAUUUUAGGACCCCUGUAAGAUAGCAAUGAAUAAAGGUACGUUUAUUUAUAUUGCAUGAAGUAAGCCUAGCUACAGUUACAGUUUACAUGACCAACCAAACUUGUUUGACCUGUUUGACCACGUUCCAUGAGGAAAGACUAGAGCUCACCUGGUUGUGAAAGCCAAGGUUCACUGUUGUUACACUGUGCGGCUCACCUGGGACCAGACUUUAUUUCGGAGAGGCAUAUUAUUAUUAUUAUUUUCGGGCCAUUCAUCAUUCAUGUGUGCGUUCAAAAUGUAUUUUGUCGUACUUUUGUUCCUUUUUGCAAAACCUUCAACGGUGGACAGUGUUGAGAAAUGGUCGCUAAAUUACAUCUACACUGCCCUGUCAAAGCCAGUAGAAUUGCCUGGUAUCCAUGAGUUCACUGCCAUGGGUCUGAUGAAUGACAAUCAGAUUGACUACUAUGACAGUGUGGCAAAGAAGAAGAUUCCCAAACAGGACUGGAUGAGGGAGAAGCUGCCAGCAGACUACUGGGAAAAAGGCACUCAGUCACGCAAGAGCAAGGAGCAGUGGUUCAAAGUUAACGUCAACAUCCUGAUGGACCGCAUGAAGCACAACAACACUGAUGUCCAUAUCCUUCAGUGGAAGCAUGGCUGUGAGAUUGACCGACAGAGUGACGGCACAUUGAAAUUCAUAAAGGGCACUGACCAAUACAGCUACGAUGGUGACGACUUCCUGGCCUUUGAUGAUGCCUCUAUGCAGUGGGUGGCCCCAGUUGAUCAAGCUCUGCCGACUAAGAGGAAGUGGGACGGGGUGCAGAUCCUCAACCAGUACACCAAAGGCUACCUGGAGAAGGAGUGUGUGGACUGGCUGUCUAAAUUCAUGGAAUAUGAGGAGAAAGAUUUCAGUAGGGAUGAUUCCGCUCCAAAGGUAUAUGCAUUUGCUAAAAAGUCCCAAAUUGCAGGACAUGUCCGACUGACCUGCAUGGCCACAGGGUUCUAUCCCAAAGAUGUGGAUAUGCAUAUUAAGAAGAAUGGGGUCCAAUUGACCAAACAUGAUGGAGUGCUGUCUACAGAAGUCCUACCCAAUGAUGAUGACACCUACCAGAUCAGGAUGAGUGUGCAGAUCCCAGAAGCUGACACAGCCGGUUAUGAAUGCUAUGUCAACCACAGAGCAUUGAAGGAGCCCAUUGUGGAAGAAUGGGAUGGAAAAUGCUGUGAUUGUUCCCAAGAAACAGGUGUUAUCAUUGGUGCAUUUGUUGUGGUGGUCCUCCUGUUGAUCUUGGUUGCCUCACCGUUUGUUCUUUGGAAAAGACGCAAAAUAUGGGCUGGUAAAAAAGGAGCUCAACCACCUACUGGGAUCCAGUCACCUCUAAAUGGCCUCCCAAUCUCAUCCUCAAAAGUAAAAAUAUGUUGUUUUUGAGUGUACUAUUAUGUAUCUGAGCACUUAAAGGAUUUGGUGCCUCCAGCCAUACCACCCUGUAUCCAACUAGGCUACUUGCACAUGUCCACUGACAGUAUAAACCAUAUAUUAACUAACAUUCCAACAUACUUUUACAAAUAUCAGCAUCAUGAGACUACAUGGACAUGUAAUUCUAACUGUACCAUUACUAUUUAUUAUUUAGGUGUAAUUCUUAGUUAUCUAAAUGACUGUCACUAGCAUUCCUACUGUUAGUGCAGCUAUAGCCUUAGUAUAAAAAGCAAGCACCAUUCCCAUGAUGACUUUCUCUCUCUAUUCUCUCAGCCAUUGGGGAGUGAGUGACAACGCAUCCAAAUCUAGCAAAGAAUGUGUGAUUCUGUUUUGUUAAUCAACAAAUACUGUCAAUCUGGAUGUGUUCAUUCCCAAGCAUUGACCAUUUUGAUCAGAUCGGUUUGGAUAUGAAUACUUAUUAAUGAACAUUUUGAUCUUUUGAAUAUCAUAAUAGAUUCCUUGUGAGAAUAAAAUGUGCCAAAUAAUUUUUCAACAAAUUGAUUUGUAAAUCGCCUAUAUGUUGGACAUUUUAAUAUAUUGGUAUUGGAACCUUAUUCUAUUUCUAUUGUAGAUUGUUUAUUUUAAACUAGAAACCAAUCAUUUAAAUCAUUGCACACACAUGCACUGAAAUGCUUUUAAAUAUGU
Molecule: messenger RNA, 2182 nt
Organism: Coregonus clupeaformis (lake whitefish)
Lineage: Eukaryota; Metazoa; Chordata; Actinopteri; Salmoniformes; Salmonidae
Product: H-2 class I histocompatibility antigen, Q10 alpha chain-like
Exons: 6
Coding region: 347-1489 (380 amino acids)
Biological process (GO): immune response
Cellular component (GO): external side of plasma membrane
Source: RefSeq, a predicted model, not a curated record